This is a messenger RNA of Melopsittacus undulatus (budgerigar), 846 nucleotides long. RefSeq lists its product as uncharacterized. The coding region runs from base 76 to 846 and encodes 256 amino acids. The record is from RefSeq and is a predicted model, not a curated record. NCBI's taxonomy places the organism in Eukaryota, Metazoa, Chordata, Aves, Psittaciformes, Psittaculidae. The transcript has 5 exons.
UUUGUUCUUGCAGGGCCUGUGACAUUGCUGUCAUGUGGAACAUUACUGUAGGUGCUUGUGAUCCCUCAGAGGACAAUGGUCCCCUCUGCUGUGUAUCCUGGAGCAAUCCUUCCCAACAUACAUCCACCUCAGGGUAGUGCCUUAAUGCUGAUGAGUAGCCAAUUGCACUCAACUGCCUCCACCUGCCUUCUGCUGCUGGCUUUAUCUACAGCUGCCUCUGGUUCCCAUCUGUGCCUGUGGGCUCCCUCCUCCUGGUGCAGACCGUGGCUUCUUUCUGCUCCCCAGCUCUUCCUCGGAGCAACUGCCAUAAGGACAGACCCCUCCAGCCUGGUGCUGGCCCUGUUGGAGCCAGGGAGAGCUCAGACCGGAGGAGCAGCACACAUGCCUUGCCGCACAGACCGACAGUACCACCGAAGUCCACUAGAUGGCACCCUUUGGCUACAGUCAACGCUCAGCAUGCAAACCUAUCCGGGGGUAGAAGCGCUGCUUACUGCGAGGUGUUUGCAACAUGACCUAAGGACAUGGAACUGUUGGAAUAAGUCCAGAGAGGCCAUAAGGAUGAUCAGAGGCUGGACACCGUUCCUGCUCCGAGCCGCAGCUCAGCACCACGGGCACCGCGUGUACCCCUUCCACAGCGGGGUCAGGGACCGCCGAGGGGCUCGGAAGGAGGCCGGAACUAUCGGAGGACACCCCGGCUCACAACGGGAGUGUCGGACCGGUGUUCGCGUCACACCCGGAAGCACCGCCUCACGUCACACCGACGCUUCCAGCCCACUUCCGCCGCCAUCUCCUCCGGCCGGUGAGUGUGCGCCGGGGGCCGGAGGUGCUGUGGUGAAGGGGGGAUAA